AUGUCGGACUCUGCGCAAAUAUACAUGGAGAAUGUGCUCCACAUCACGGGGUACCUACACAGACUGCUGUUCCUCAUGAAGGAACUGGACUUCAAGGAACACAAAAUAAACAAGCUCAUUCAACAGAAGGAGGAAAUAUAUUUAGCACAUCUGAACCACUGGUCAAAAAACAAAAUCGACAGGCAGGGUACCUACCUGACUGGACAGUCGAGCAUGCAGAAUGACGACCGCCUACUUGAGUUCGAAAAUAGGAACUGUGAGACGGAGGGCGUCGACCUACCAGGCAAGCGCCAUGUGCGCAUUAAGGAGGAGGAACACUCCGGUGGGGAGGAACCAACGGCAGGUGCAGACCCUGCCGCGGAAGAGACACCCCACGACUGCCACCGUAAUGAACCCACAGAUGCAGCUAGCGAGUCGUCAUUAAAAAGCACAUCGCAUAAAGCAGCCAAACAUAGCACGUCCCACCGAAGAAAGAAGGCAGACGCGCUACAGGGGGAUCCCCCCGGCGAGCGAAAAGGGGUUAAGCGGGAAGUACAAACAGAUGAUGAGCAAAAGGGGGAAGCACAAAAUGUAUCAGACAUGAAUAAUCACCCGUGUGGGGAACCGACCAGGCCCCCCGUGAAGGACGAAGCGGACCUGGCCCUUCACAACGGAGAGGACCCACCCAACACCCACCCCUACAAAAAAAAAAACAGUAACCAAUACAUGCCCAGCGCAAACACAGACGAUGAAGGAAAGAGCCAAGUGUGUACAUCCACACAAAUGUACACCGAGGAAGAGUGUGAACAUCUCCUGAACGAAAUUAUUAGCGACAGGGAACAGUGCAUAGCUCUACUAAAAGAAAAAAUAUGUAUAAACAACCAAAUAGCUUAUCUUAUAAAAACUGAUUUUGAUCGUGUGAAAAGUCAGCACGACAAACUGUUUGUGGAGAUGGAAAUGAAUGGAGAGUCACCUCCUUACCUGCACGACACGAGUAGGAACAGGAGUGCCCCCUACGACUGGAAUGAUCAUCAGGACAACGUGAAUGAAAGAAGUGGCUUCUCACAUGAACAGCUGCUGACCCAUGGGCACGGAAACGAUAUGCAUGGUAACGCUACCCACGCAAAUGGCUCCCAUGUAAGAACCAACCAGAGCAGAAGUACCCACCAGUUAGACUCAUGCGAUAUGAACAACACAAAAGAGGAUGACGCAGACAGCUCUUCCAUUAAAGCCUUUGGAAGAAAACACUCUCACAGAUAUGACGAGGAUUACAACCCCUACACUGUGGGGAAGAAUAAAAAAACGAAAAAGGCAAAAAAAAGCCGAGGGGGAGAAAAUACCACCACAAAUACAAGCACUAAAUUGAAAGUCGCAACGGACAAGGGAGCCUCCGGUGUGGAAGGCGGUGGAAGUGCAGGUAGUGAGGGCGUGGUGCAAAAUUCCUCCCAAACGGGAAGCAGUAAAAUGAGAAUUCGUCUCCUGUCGGUGAAGAACCUCCCGCAGGAGGUGACCAACCAGGCGGAUGGUACGCCCUCGGAGAAAGUGGCCUGCACAGCGGUGGAGGAGGCCCCACACAUGUCCACCUCGGAAGCCAAGGCAGAUCUAGCCAAAGCAGACCUGGCCAAAGCGACCAGCCUUGAAGUAGCAAAAAAGCAAGGUGAAGAUCAUGCCGAACAGGGUGCAAACCCCCAUGGGGAACAACCUAAUGAGAAUGAACACUCCAAUGAAAAGGAAAAUCAUUAG
Molecule: messenger RNA, 1722 nt
Organism: Plasmodium fragile
Lineage: Eukaryota; Apicomplexa; Aconoidasida; Haemosporida; Plasmodiidae
Exons: 1
Coding region: 1-1722 (573 amino acids)
Source: RefSeq, a predicted model, not a curated record